Drosophila teissieri is the source of this 465-nucleotide messenger RNA. RefSeq lists its product as uncharacterized. The record is from RefSeq and is a predicted model, not a curated record. Lineage: Eukaryota; Metazoa; Arthropoda; Insecta; Diptera; Drosophilidae. Bases 1 to 465 code for a protein of 154 amino acids. The transcript has 2 exons.
AUGGUGGCCCUAUAUCAGCGCUUCCAGUCGGAGAAACAAUCGACAUUAAGUGAAUCGCUUGUAGAAUGGGCCUCUUCGAUUUCAAGAUGUUUUUUCGAAUCCCGUUACGCUCGUUAUCAGAAACGGUGCGUCCAGUGGCGGCUCGUUUGGUUGUCGAAGGAACAACGGACCAUUAACCCAUUCGGCGACGUUGGGCUUAGAGAUCAAAUUUUGAAGCUGAGACUGCUACGUUUAGCUUCGUCGGGACCCAGUGAUCGGUUAUAUCGGACCCUUUUAUCCAGGCGAACGCCGACUAGUGCAGCGAUUAGUUCCAUGCGGGGAAUAGAAAGUAGCUUAAGCGCAGCCACUUUGCUUUUUGCUGCAACCGGUAAUGCCGUAAUAUCGUCACCCAUUCGUGUGCGAAUGGAUUUCUUAAAGAAUCAUAUUAAGGCCAAUGGUGAAGCAGGCCUAAAGGCUCUCAUAUAG